UGAAUUCGUCGCAAGGUGGUAACCUGUUCAUAAAAAACUUGUACUAACCACUACGGAGUUUAUAAUAAUGAUAAAAAAAUAGAACGGUUUAACGGCAAUAAAAUUGUUAUUGGUCUCUGUUUCGAAUAUUAUAAACGGGUUAAAUUCCCAGAAAUGUCGAUUGUUAAUAUAAUCAAGAAGGCAUCAAGUCGUAUUUUGGGGGUGGAUAAAUCUAUUGACAAAAUCGAUAUAUAUGAGGACAACGAAGUUUUGUUUUGCAAAAAUAAUGUCUGCAUACACCCACCCAUUUCUAUACGACAGGAAUCUGAGUUAAUACACUAUCCAGGUUAUUUGACUGUUACAACGAAGACUUUCGUGGACCAAUUCAAUAAAGCCAGUCGGUCAACAUUGUUACUAACUUGGAUCCCCAACUCCUCACUUUGUAAAUCUAAGUCAGAAGAAAAAAAACUCUACAACAACAUGCACUGCGAUGUAUUUGAUAUGAAUGGAACAUACGAUAUCGGUAUUUCCAAUGUAUUAAGAAAUGAAACAAUUACCGAUAGGGAGCAGAAAGGCGAAAUAGAUGGUUCAAAUAUUGAUAUUCAGGAGCUUAAAAAUGAGUUACAACCUCUUCUGGGGGACCACAUUAAUUCAAUACGUGAUAUUAAUGCUUUACUGAAUAGAAGUCACAUUACAUCUGUUAAUAUAACAAUUUCUAAUCCACAUAUUGAGAACACCAAUGUAAAAGACUCAAUAAACAGUGUUGUAACCGAUAUAAAUAAAAUGUAUCUUAAUCGCGAAUAUUAUAUAUCCGAUGACAUCGGGCUCUGUUCUGAGACUUCGAGUUUAUUAUCUUUACAUCACAAGCCAAAGUCGUGUGUUGAAUAUUCAAUUACUCGAAAGAAUACAAAUUGUCGGCGAUUUUCAGUAGACCUCAGUCAAAUGCGUUCAUUGCGUUUGUUUUUCAAUGACGAUAACUGUACUUCCGGGCAAUUGGUAAUUGCCUCAAGAGAGUCACAAUAUAAAAUACUUCACUUCCAUCAUGGUGGUUUAGAUCAUUUAGCUCAGGUUCUUCAUCAAUGGCACGGUUUUCUGCACAAUAUUGCAUUUACAUCCGGACAAAAGCAACAGAACUUACCGUAUCGUCAAUUUAUGGUAUGCCGCCCAGAGAUAAAAAAGCAUGAAUUACAUCCUGAUGAAGGCAGCGUAAGAAAAAUAACCACUAAUUUCUUUUAUGGAACUUUAAUUAAUGUAAAAGGACAAAUCGAAGAUGAUUUGCUUCUUCGCAAAUGUGUUUUCUUUGGUGGGUUGGAGAAAAGCUUACGUCGAACUAUAUGGCCUUUCUUAUUAAAAUGUUACUCGUUUUCUUCAACUUUUGACGAUCGAGCUGUUCUCAUGGAUAUUAGAAAACAAGAAUAUGAUGAAUUAACUCGGAAGCGCUUAUACUCAAUGUCUCCAGAAGAACAAAUACAUUUCUGGAAGUCGGUGCAAUGUGUUGUGGAAAAAGAUAUAGCCAGAAUAGAUCGCACCAACGCAUUUUUUUAUGGAGACGAUAAUCCAAAUCGAGAAAUUAUGAAGAAUAUAUUGUUGAACUAUGCUUUUAAUAAUGCAGGAAAAAAUUAUUCACAGGGAAUGAGUGACUUAUUAGCUCCUGUAUUAUGUGAAAUACAAAAUGAAUCGGAGACGUUUUGGAGCUUUGUUGGCUUAUUGCAACGAUCUUUAUUUGUAUGUGCACCCACCGACGCAGAUAUUGAUAGAAACCUAAACUAUUUAAAAGAACUAAUCCGCAUCAUGUUGCCACGUUUUUAUGAACAUUUGCAAUUACAUAGCAGCUCAAUGGAGUUGCUGUUUUGUCACCGAUGGCUAGUUUUAUGUUUCAAACGCGAAUUCACCGAAUCGGUAGUUAUCCGAAUGUGGGAAGCGUGUUGGUCCAACUAUCUUACUGAUUAUUUUCAUUUGUUUUUGUGUCUGGCAAUUAUUGCCGUUUACGCCGAUGAUGUUGUUGCUCAGGAUUUGCGUGCAGAUGAAAUGUUAUUUUAUUUUAGUUCGCUCGCCAUGUAUAUGGAUGGAGAGCUAAUUCUUCGAAAAGCUCGUGGUCUACUAUUUCAAUACCGCCAAUUGUCAAAAAUACCUUGUACUUUAAGCGGCUUAUGCAAAAGAUGUGGUCCUGGUAUGUGGGAUUCCGAACACUGUCCAGCGUUGGAGUGUGUCGGUCAUUCGCAAGAUGACAGAUGCCCAUUAGAUAUUGAUUGAACUAUAUGCAGACAAUGCAUUCCAAAAAAAACUAAAUACUAAUACAAGUUAAUGUGCUUUGAUUUUUAAUUCGAUAUUAGUAUUACCGUGAAUUUAAAGCUUUUGUGACGCCUAUUUAUAUUAUUUGUACAACAUAGCUUUAAUUAUUGUUUUUGCUUUAAAUUUAAGCCUGUAACUAUUUGUUAAUAAAAAUAUAUUGUUGUAUAAUUAUAUAAUUGUACAAUAUUUUGAAAAUAUGAAUAUAAUGGUCUAAGACAGGAACAUAAA
Molecule: messenger RNA, 2499 nt
Organism: Zeugodacus cucurbitae (melon fly)
Lineage: Eukaryota; Metazoa; Arthropoda; Insecta; Diptera; Tephritidae
Gene: TBC1D16
Product: TBC1 domain family member 16
Exons: 3
Coding region: 154-2232 (692 amino acids)
Biological process (GO): activation of GTPase activity
Cellular component (GO): early endosome
Molecular function (GO): GTPase activator activity
Source: RefSeq, a predicted model, not a curated record